CGCUCGGUGCGGGUUCUCAUACAACCGGGUCGGGUUCAACUUGCAGUUUGCGGCGCCUUUUCGUACCGCAUAUGCGCAUCCCUGUCUCUCUCCAACGCCAUCCCAAGCGCAACCUGGCUGUUCUCUUCGACGAGCUCUCUUUUCCCUUUUCUCUAAUCUUUUUUUUUUCAAAUCGAACCCUGAAAAUUUCUAUUUAUUAAUCGAAAAGAAACGAAGAGCUCCAGACCUACGCUAUUCAAAGAAUUUCCGCCAUGGAGGACGAGGUGGCGGAAGGGAGGGCUUCAAUCUUGUAUUGCUGAAUCCUAUCUCGACAAAAAUGAAGACACGAUCACUCGCAAAAUUCAGUUCCCUGUAAGAGUUGGAAGUAGUGGUGACUACGUCACCAGUGUCUUUUAUGUCGCGUCGAUGAAGACGAUGUGACAUCCACCACGUCCUCAUUAAUGAAGUGGAUCAUGCAAGCUAAUCACUUUUUGAUCAAGGUCACGAAUUCCAUCCACAUUAUUAUGAUAUUAUUCCGCUCCCCACAACCACCAAGUUAUCUUCAGAAAGUCUUUUGAAUGACAAAUGAUACUAUGUGUGACCUUAUAGAAGGCCUUCCAGAUGCAGUCGCUCUUCGCUGCCUCGCUCGUGUCCCCUUCUGCUACCACAACCAGCUCCAGCUUGUCUGCCGAUCUUGGAAAUUCGCCCUCCGCAGCCAUGAGCUCUUCAAAGUCCGCUGUGAAGUCAAUGUAACUGAAGAGCUCCUCUGUGUCCUAGCUUUUGACCCUGAAAACAUUUGGCAACUCUACGACCCUCUCAGAGACCGCUGGCUGACUCUCCCAGUCAUGCCAUCAGAGAUCCGACACCUAGCUCGAUUUGGCGUGGCCUCUGUUGGAGGAAAGCUCUUCGUCCUUGGCGGAGGAAGCGAUCGAGUCGACCCUCUCACUGGUGAUCAUGAUAGGAUAUUUGCGACAAGUGAGGUUUGGUCGUAUGAUCCCAUAUCUCGCGAGUGGGCCCGUAGGGCCAACAUGAUCUUGCCCCGUGCUAUGUUCGCAUGUUGUGCUUUAGACGAUAAAAUCAUAGUUGCUGGUGGAUUUACCAGUUUUCGUAGAUCGGUAUCAAGAGCUGAGAUCUACGAUCCGGAUACUGAUACGUGGGCCCCUCUGCCAGAUCUCUGUCAGACUCACACCUCAGCUUGCUCUGGUGUGGUGAUUCGUGGAAAGAUGCAUGUUAUUCACAAAGGGCUAUCGACGGUCCAAAUAUUACAGGAUGGGGCCCGUGGUUGGGUUGUAGAGGACUACGGAUGGCUCCAGGGCCCGAUGGCUGUAGUUGAUGGAGAUCCAUACGUGUUGAAUGGAGGGUUUAUACUGAAGCAGCAGCAGGAGAAUUUGAUGAUGGAUAAGGUGUUGUUGCCUACGUCGGAGUUUAAAAGAAGAAUUGCGUUUGGGAUGAUUGGUCUGAGGGAUGAGAUUUAUGUUAUCGGAGGCGUUCUCGGGCCUGGGCCCACAAACCAGUCGAUCAAGCAGCUGUGUGAUGUCGAUGUGCUCAGGGUUGGGUCUAGGCCGGGGUGGAGACUGGCUGCGCCGAUGACCAAGUGUCGGGGAAGUAUUCUGGGGUGUGCAUUGUUGAAGAUUUAGGGAAUGUGGGAUGUUAUAUGUGGUGGAAUUGUUUGUUGUUAUUGUUAAUGUAUGGUUCUUAGGUUACUUCAUUUGUUGAACCGUGUAAAGGAGUUAGAUAAGAGCUUUUUUGGUCUCAAAGGGAUUGAAAGUGUUGUUGGUGAUUGAGAACCAGGACGACACUCAUAUGAUAGCCUUAAAACUGAGAAACAUAUAUGUGCAAUGAUUACUGCAGGAUGUCUCUUAAGGUUACAGUUUUCCAAAAAAAUGUUGCAAAUAGUUUACCACUAACCUCAUAUUA
Asparagus officinalis (garden asparagus) is the source of this 1896-nucleotide messenger RNA. Its product is annotated as F-box/kelch-repeat protein SKIP30. Gene Ontology annotation, molecular function: protein binding. NCBI's taxonomy places the organism in Eukaryota, Viridiplantae, Streptophyta, Magnoliopsida, Asparagales, Asparagaceae. Bases 558 to 1616 code for a protein of 352 amino acids. The transcript has 3 exons. The record is from RefSeq and is a predicted model, not a curated record.